AUGACUUGGUCUUUAGUUGGAAUAACACUCUCAGUGCUUCUGAAUAACUUUUUUUCAUAUUCAUUUGAUGUCAGGAAAACCCUUUUCCUUAAAAAGUCCUUGACUCAUUUUCGCAAAGUUAUAAGUUUGUUGUCAAUUUUUGUAGCGGCAGGACACUUGGUGAGUAGCAGAGGAUUGUAUGGGGUUUCAUUGAAUAAGAAAUUGUAUCGAAAAUUUGCAUUGACAAGUGUUGCUUUAGUAUCAAUUAAAAGUUUCGUAUUACAGCUUAUGUUGAAAGUGACACGGUAG
This is a messenger RNA of Funneliformis mosseae, 288 nucleotides long. NCBI's taxonomy places the organism in Eukaryota, Fungi, Glomeromycota, Glomeromycetes, Glomerales, Glomeraceae. The record is from the annotation of a GenBank genome assembly.